CAGACUGAGCUACAGACAGACAUUGCUUCACAGCCUGUGUGGCUGCCAAGAUCGUGUCCGAAGUCCUCCUAGCCAUUAGGUAGUGCUUUCGUCAAAUAUCUGUCUCUGUUACUGCCAAGGCUAUUCUUGCUCGUUGCCGAAGGAGGAUCUCUUUUGUCAUUCAAAUUAAUCAACAUGCUUGAGACCAUUUACAAAUUCAGUGCUUGAGACAGCUAGCUAGCUAGCCGGCCACUACGAUACUGACAACACCACGGAAGAGACAAGCGACCGAGCAGCCCACAGAGUGAAAUCUGAAGGAUUACCAGCUAGCUGUCAAUAUGAACACUGAGUCUGUUGUCAUCGUUUCUGCUGCAAGGACCCCCAUUGGGUCUUUCAAUGGUGCUCUGUCCACCGUGCCCCUCCAAGACCUGUGCUCUGUGGUGAUCAAGGAUGUCCUGAAGAGAGCCAACCUGAAGCCUGAGGAGGUGUCUGAGGUCAUCAUGGGGCAUGUUCUGACAGCAGGUCAAGGGCAGAACCCAGCCCGACAGGCCAGUGUUGCGGCAGGCAUCCCCUACCCGGUGCCUGCCUGGAGCUGCCAGAUGGUGUGCGGCUCUGGGCUGAAGGCUGUGUGUCUGGGCGUUCAAUCCAUCCAGACUGGAGAGUCAACCGUGGUGGUGGCUGGAGGCAUGGAGAGCAUGAGCCGGGCUCCCCACACAGUGCAGAUGCGGGCUGGAGUAAAGAUGGGCGACGCCACCAUGCAGGAUUCUAUCAUCGCUGAUGGACUGACUGAUGCUUUCCACUGCUACCACAUGGGCAUCACAGCUGAGAACGUGGCUAAGCAGUGGGGUGUGAGUCGCGAGGCUCAGGACCAGUUUUCCGCCCAAUCCCAGAACAGGACUGAGGCUGCCCAGAAAGCAGGACAUUUUGAUCAGGAGAUUGUUCCGGUCAUGGUGCCGUCCAGAAAAGGCCCAGUGGAGGUGAAAACAGAUGAGUUUCCUCGCCAUGGCAGCAACAUGGAAGCAAUGACUAAACUCAGGCCCUGCUUCCUAAAGGAUGGCAGCGGCACGGUCACCCCUGGCAACGCCUCAGGUAUAAAUGAUGGAGCCGCAGCAACCGUUCUCAUGAGCCAAUCAGAAGCUCAGAAGCGAGGCCUCAAGCCAAUGGCCAGAAUCACCUCCUGGGCUCAAGCCGGCCUCGACCCGGCAAUUAUGGGAACUGGGCCUAUCCCAGCCAUCAGGAAAGCUGUUGCGAAGGCCAGUUGGCAGAUGGAUCAAGUGGACCUGUUUGAGAUAAACGAAGCGUUCGCUGCCCAGUCUAUCGCUGUAGUGAAAGAGCUUGGACUCAACCCAGAUAAGGUGAACGUGAGUGGGGGUGCUAUCUCCCUGGGACACCCCAUAGGCAUGUCUGGCUGUCGGGUUCUGGUCACCCUACUGCACGCGCUCCAGAGGACUGGGGGUCAGAGGGGCGUGGUUUCUCUCUGCAUCGGGGGAGGGAUGGGCAUUGCCAUGUGUGUAGAAAGGGUGUGACUGAAUGCAAAUACUGAUGCAGUCUCUAGAUCACAACAUCGGCAAUGUGUUAUUGGUCCUAAAGGGAACGUUUAGAAUGCUUUAUUACUCAACUUGUUUCAACGGAGUGGUGUGAAUGGAGGUUAUAUUAGAUUGAUCAUUCAUUUCUCUACCAGUCACUACGCUGAAAAAUGUGAAUGCAAUCUAGGUGAGGAAAGUGGCGAAGGUCUCCGUUCAAUCGAGCUGUAUUGUGCAUCAUCCAAUAUUGGUCCUUCGCUUUCCAUAGCAUAUGUAUUAAAUUGAUUGUAUAAAGCUUUGAGGCGAAAGUCUUUCUGCCUGUGUGUAACUAGUCAAUGGGCAUCACAUGCUAGUCUUUCAUCAGCUAAACAAUGGUUUACAUACCUUGUGUGCCAAAGAAAGCCAUUGAAGCCCACUGACUGGACUUGUUCACACCUGACCUAAUAAGACUUUUAGAAUAGAGAAUUCAGCCUUCCAACAUUCCUAUUUGCCCUUUUCUUUCGCUCAUGGAAUGCUAGCCAUGUACCUUACUGCUCUAUGAACUGUAGGAGAACCUGUACUGAAGACUGCCGCCUUCCUUAAAUAUGCAUAAGUGCCCUGAGGCCGAGUAAGCUUGCUGUACCUUAGUGUGUCCUGUAGAUAGCCUGUUAUAGGGAUGAAUGCCUUUGUCCACUCUUCAAUUGUAUGACUUAUCAAUACAGAAUAUAAUGAACUGAA
Molecule: messenger RNA, 2219 nt
Organism: Coregonus clupeaformis (lake whitefish)
Lineage: Eukaryota; Metazoa; Chordata; Actinopteri; Salmoniformes; Salmonidae
Product: acetyl-CoA acetyltransferase, cytosolic-like
Exons: 9
Coding region: 318-1505 (395 amino acids)
Biological process (GO): fatty acid beta-oxidation
Molecular function (GO): acetyl-CoA C-acetyltransferase activity
Source: RefSeq, a predicted model, not a curated record